Zingiber officinale is the source of this 1344-nucleotide messenger RNA. RefSeq lists its product as uncharacterized. The coding region runs from base 1 to 1344 and encodes 447 amino acids. The transcript is spliced from 7 exons. The record is from RefSeq and is a predicted model, not a curated record. NCBI's taxonomy places the organism in Eukaryota, Viridiplantae, Streptophyta, Magnoliopsida, Zingiberales, Zingiberaceae.
AUGAAGGAGUGGUUAUUGUUCAAGAAGUUGAUGCACAUGGAAACUGGAGUUGGUUGGAAUCCUACAAAUAAUUCACUUGAUGCUUCCGAUGAAUGGUGGGAGACAAAACUUAGGGAAAAUGGAGAGUAUGCCAAAUUUAGAAAUAAAGAUUUAUCACUCGUGUGGUUUCGGUAUGAUAAAUUAUUUUCUGAUGUUGCUGCCACAGGAGAAAGGGCAAGGGCACCAAGUCAACAAACUGUGCAUUGCAUUGAUGACAAUGAAGAGGUUAUGAAAGAAAAUGAUGAUUUUCCUGAUUUUGAAGGGCAUAUUGGCAUCGAUGAUAGUGAAUAUAACGAGGAUAGGGGAAUCGAGCAUGAUGUCAGCUUUGGAAUCAAAGAAAAAAGUAAUAUGGGUAAUGACAUUGUGUUUCCAUCUUUGUCAUCGUUGAAGAGAAAAUUUAAUGGAGAAUAUGGUAAAGAAAAGAAGAAAAUUUCUGGAGCAACCUCACUAAAGGAAGAUAUUCACUCUCUUUUAAAGUAUUUAGAAAAUAAGAGCACCGUAACUUCCGCACCUUCGACAGAGAAAGAUAUUGAAUCUGCAAUGGUGAUACUAAAGAAUAUUCCUGGAAUAGAGCAUAAAACUGAACUUUGGUGUUACGCUUGUAACUUGUCGAGCAAAAAAGAAAUGCGAGCAAUUUUUCUCAAUCAACCUGAUAAUGAUUGUCGUUUGGCGUGGUUAAAUUUAAUGGAGCCUUGGGAUGUUCGACACUGUGCUUUAACUGAUUCAAAUAUAUUUUGUGAGGAUGAACCAAUUGAAGAUGAAGAUGGAUUCCAAGAUGAUCCAGAAUGGCUGAUUGAUUGCAUCAGGGCAAUUGAUGGCACACAUGUUAAGGCGCGAUUACCACAAGGCAAAGCAAUCCCAUAUAUUGGACGCAAAGGAGUUGCUCAUGAUAAUAGAAUAUUUGGAGAAGCUAUUCGUAGGCCAGAAAUUAAUUUUCCUCAUCCAAAAGGAAAAAAAUAUUACUUGGUUGAUGCUGGAUAUUCACAUAUGCCAGGAUAUAUGGGUCCUUAUAAAGGUGAAAAUAUAAGGAAUUGUGUUGAACAAACAUUUGGAGUUUGGAAAGCAAGAUGGAAUAUUUUAGCUGAUAUGCCUUAUUAUCAUAUUGAUACACAAAGAGAAAUUGUGCUGGCAACAAUGCAAGUGUUUGAGCUGAUGAGAUUGAAGUUGGCAGUGGAGAUCGUGAAAGUUUACAAUUUGAAGACUGAAACACUCUAUUAUCCGAAGGCAACACAUGUGUCGAAAGCAACGCAAAUAAUUAAGCAUUUUGAGAAUGAAGUUCCACAGGAACCUACUACAUAUGGUUAA